Messenger RNA from Cordyceps militaris CM01, 1365 nucleotides. RefSeq lists its product as uncharacterized. The record is from RefSeq and is a predicted model, not a curated record. Lineage: Eukaryota; Fungi; Ascomycota; Sordariomycetes; Hypocreales; Cordycipitaceae. Bases 1 to 1365 code for a protein of 454 amino acids. The transcript is spliced from 5 exons.
AUGUACCGCGGCUCAUCGAUGUGUUCGCCGCCCUACCCCGUUUACGUUUACGUUCAGGCUUGGGACAAUCUUGUCCAUAGAUAUUAUAAUAUCUCCUCCCCGCUUACUGGUGCUCGUCUUGUCGCAAUGGCUGUCCUCGAAAGUCAAACGGCGGCCAGCCAUGCUGACUAUGUGCGGAUUCCUUGCAUCGUCUUCUUUGCAGUCACGCCCAUAUUUUUGGGUAUUCGAUUAUACAACCGCAUCUCAAGGAGGACCGGUCUCGGCUGGGACGAUGGAACCAUUAUUGUGUCCUACUUCUGCACCCUUACUGUCAUGAUUUUUAUGAUGGUAUCCGUGGAUGCUGGCUUCGGAAAGCACGUCAAGUCGCUGUCGAGACCCGAUAGGCUCAAGGCCCUGCAGAUGUUUUACAUUGCUCAAAUAUUUUACAAACUCACCAUAAACCUCACCAAAGCCUCGAUUCUCCUGCUCUAUCGUCGAAUCUUUGUUCAACAGUGGUUCCAAUAUUGCUGCAACACCCUCAUCUGCAUCGUAACGGCCUACUGUAUCGCCACCAUGGCGUCGUCUAUCUGGCAAUGCACACCGAUACCUUUUGCUUGGGACAAGUCCCUAAAUGGCAGUUGCAUCAGCAUGAUCAAGAAUUGGUACGCCAAUGCCGGCUUCGCCAUUGCCACGGAUGUCUUGAUUCUCUGCCUUCCCAUGCAACCUAUGUGGGCCAGCAAGCUCCCCAUGAACCAGAAACGAGCUCUUAUGCUUGUGUUUGCUCUAGGUGGCUUAGAAGCUAAACGUGAAUCACCUAGUGUUACCGUCACAUCGAUCCUGCGCGCGACGACCCUCAAUUUUUCCAUUACUUCUCCCGAUGUAACAUGUGAGUUAUGCGUCCCAUAUUUCACCUUGGCUAUAUUAACAGUUGACUCUAUAGACGAUAUCUUAUCUACACUCUGGACCAUGAUUGAGAUGAAUGUCGCAAUCAUUUGCGCAUGUCUACCCAUGUGUCGCAUGGUUCUGGGAUGGAUGCUUCCUGGUCUCUUUGGUUCCACCACCGUUCCCUCUACGCAUAAGUACCCACCACCGUCUGGCUCUUUCGAUCCAACAAUGACUAUCGGCCAUCGACGCCUUCGCUCUCGCAAUGGCGAGUGGGCACCUUACACUGGCCCGAGCGAGAUCGCGGGCAUAAGCCACAGCUCUGUGCAUCAUCACGACGAAUCCAGCGAGGAAUAUAUCCUGUCGCCAUAUCAAAAAGUUCAUAUUCCAGAAGACGCUGGCGGCAACAUCCGCAAGACCACCCAGUACGAGGUAUCUUAUGAGGGUAAAUUGCCCAAGGCUGAGGAAGGGCGACCCAAUACUACCCGGGGAGUUGCUGUUUGA